AUGUACCACGAAAACGAAGUGGCAAGUCUCCCCUUCAUCUCCGGUGAUCAUGGAUUCUCCGGAGCAGUAGUGUCCGGGAUCGACGAGAAUCCUGCAGCGUGGUUGCUCUCCGGCAGCCUCUUGGCUUGGGAGACGUCGACCAUGGUGUCGGCCUUGGUCCAUGUCGUGUCCAGGGAGUCCACGUCGGCCUCUCCCUCUUCUUCUGCUUCGCCCUCUUCUUCGUCAUCUUGUGUAUCCUCCUCUUACUCUCCCAUGUCCUCCGGCGACGAGGCCGGACAGAAAAGGGCUAGAGAGGAGCUGCUGCCGGGGGUGGGAGUGAAGUAUUACGAAUCUUGUUUUGGGGGUGCCGGAAGCUAUCAAGUUCCGACAGAAGCAACGGAAGGGGACACGUCAGCGGAAAUCGGCGAGAGAAAGUACCGCGGCGUCAGGAGGAGGCCGUGGGGAAAAUGGGCAGCGGAGAUCCGCGACCCGCAUAAGGCCGCCAGAGUGUGGCUGGGCACCUUCGCAACUGCGGAGGACGCGGCGUGGGCCUACGACGCCGCUGCGAUUCGAUUCAAGGGAAGCCGAGCAAAGGUCAACUUCCCCGAGCACGUCCACCUUCACCGGCCUCCCCCGUCCUCUGUUUCCCCAGCGGUUCAAUUCCUUGUUCCUAACUAUGUUCCGUCUACGACGACGACGACGGCAGCGUUGGGUGAUUACUCGAGGUUACUACUACCACUACCAGGAAGUGGAGACUACUACCAAAGCCAAAGGAUUCCAGCAACAAGCCCCUUCGACAGUGUGGACGAUGGUAGCUCUAUUGCUUCGCCUUGGUUACCUGCUUCCUCUGUUUCCUCGCCGGCGUUCGUUGAUCCUCUGUUCCUUGAUGUAGCCCCACUAACGAACAUGAGUGGGGUUUGGAAAUAUUGA
This is a messenger RNA of Zingiber officinale, 909 nucleotides long. RefSeq names its product ethylene-responsive transcription factor 8-like. The record is from RefSeq and is a predicted model, not a curated record. Gene Ontology annotation, molecular function: DNA-binding transcription factor activity; DNA binding. Bases 1 to 909 code for a protein of 302 amino acids. The transcript has a single exon. Lineage: Eukaryota; Viridiplantae; Streptophyta; Magnoliopsida; Zingiberales; Zingiberaceae. Gene Ontology annotation, biological process: regulation of DNA-templated transcription; ethylene-activated signaling pathway.